UUGCCGUAGCUCUUCUUGGGGAAACCUCCGGUACGUCAAAAGCGGCGCGCAGUCGCUUCUUUUAGCGUCGAGCUUAAUUAUCUUUUGCCGGAGGGUGUUGCCGUUACAGCUGUCUUGGGCGGAGGGGUAAAAAGGACCCGAUGAUUGGCCCCCUCCUUUAUACUUGCCUGACAGCGCCAUUCCACAUCUCCUCAGUAAGUCCCAUUGCGCUCAAGGAGUCUUAUCCUCACGAAAAGUCAAAUACUGGAAAAAGAACAAAAUCUGUGCAGAGCUGCUGUGCUAGAUACCCUGCCCUGCUGAUCCUGAGGAAAUAUCUUCACAUUAAUUCUUUGCACUAUUUGGGACUACCAUUGGUUCAAAUGUAUUACUGGAAUUUUUAAUUGUUUUUGGAAGAAUGUCCAGGGUAGAAAUGGCAAAAGACGGAAUUGGCAACGCCAGUGGCACACCAAAUAUGUGGUUUGGACAGUGCCCGUAUACAGCUGAGGAGCAUCAGGCUAUUCAGGCCGCUCUGCGCCAGAGGCUGGGUCCAGAAUACAUCAGUAGCCGACAAGCCGGAGGAGGACAGAAGGUUUGCUACAUAGAGGGACACAGAGUCAUCAGCCUGGCCAAUGAAAUGUUUGGAUAUAAUGGUUGGGCUCAUUCUGUCACUCAGCAGAAUGUUGAUUUUGUUGAUCUAAGUAAUGGCAAGUUCUAUGUGGGUGUUUGUGCCUUUGUGAAAGUUCAGCUUAAGGAUGGGGCUUAUCAUGAAGAUGUUGGCUAUGGAGUAAGUGAAGGCUUGAAAUCUAAGGCCUUGUCUCUUGAAAAAGCAAGGAAAGAGGCUGUAACAGAUGGAUUGAAGAGGGCCCUAAAGUGCUUUGGUAAUGCUCUUGGGAACUGUAUUUUGGAUAAAGACUACUUGCGCUCAGUGAAUAAACUCCCCCGUCAGGUGCCUCCAGAUUUUGAUUUGGGCAAAGUUAAAAGGCAGGACUUUGAUCCUACUGUAGAAAAGGCAAGGUAUAAUAGCUGCUUGCAAAAGGCAAGUGAAGACCAGAAGCCGUUUUCCUCAUCAACCCCAGGCAGAUCUAACAAGUUGAGAUCUCCCUUGAAUGCUACUGAACAAGAUCAAAACAGGAUCUCACUGCCCUUGGAUUACGAUGCAACUCACCAUCGGAAGUUACGACAGAAGCAGCUUCAACAGCAGUUCAGACAGCAGAUGCAGGAGAAACAGCAGAUCCAAUCAGAUGUUUCAGCUUGCAGAACUAAAGAUCAAGAAGCAUACAUUCCACCUGCCUUGGAACGCAACUCUUCUGUACAACUGGAACCUGUUGUGGAUGAAGAAUUCCUUGCAGAUGAUCCAGAACUUUGGGACUUUCCUUUGGAAGCUACUGAUCACGAUACACCAGCAGUGCCAGCCCAAUGCUCAGGCACACCUCUUGGACAGCAUCCCAUGACGACUCGUAGCCGAACCCCACAAAGAAUAAAUAAUCAGCAGUCGAGUAUAAAACCUUCAUCUUGGCAUCUCUCCUCCAGUCCCAGGUCUUACUUACCAGCUGAGUGCAGCCCAUACCGAAAAAGCCAAGGAAUGAAAAAGAGAAGACUGGAGCCCACGUAGAACAACACUUAUGCUUCACUAUGAGGGUUUUAAUUCAGAACACAUUUUAGUCCAAUAAAAUUGCAGACCAAAGGAUAUUUUCUCGAUUUUAUUACAUGUAGUGCUGAACAGAAAAAAAAAAAUGCACAUUGCUUUUGCAGUAUUUGACGGAUGGCUUACAAUAUCACUUCAACUCUAUAGCUAGAAGAAUUAAAGAUUAAAAUCCUAAUAUUUCAUUCCAUUAUAUGUAAUUCCAUCUUAAUAUUAAAAAGGGUACUUUCUUCUCCUCAAUUUUCUUAAUUCCAAUUAAGAUUCCAAUUCCAAGAGAGUAAUUUUAGUAAGAAUAUAUUUUAUAUAUAAAUGUGUUAUAAAGGUCUCACCUGAAUAUGGAUUUGAUAAUCAGAGCAAAUUAGUUUUCCAAUUUAAAUUAUAAUUGCUCUUUCUAUUAAUGAACAAAACCAAAGUUUCCAUCUACUCGAAGAGGUACAAUCUGCAAAUAUUUGGAAAGUCUAUUGCUAAAAGUAAGUUUAGGAAAACAUAAUAUGCCUUUUUGGGCAGGGGGAGCAUAUAAGUGUCUUGGACUUCUCAUGGUGUCUUUUUUUUUGGUGCAUUAGGCAGAGUUUGAGAAAACAAAAGCCAGUCAUUAGAACAGAACAUUUUGCAAUCUAUAAUUUAAUGCAGUACCUCAUAUUAUCAAGUAUUCUGGUGCUUGCAUUAAAUAAGCAGAAAAGCAGUAAAUAUUGCUGCAUAAACAGCCUCUGGAUUCUCUAUCACCAUUCUGGUAGAUAGGAGAGGUAUCAGAUUAUUGUUUUUGUAUUUAAACUGUCAUGUUUUCUAAGUCAGUUGCAGAAAAAUAUUAUAUUUAGGAUAUAUACUAAUGGUAGGUGAUGUGUUUUGUUAGAUUAACUGAGCAACUUUUCUCCAGAUAAUUCCUGCAAUAUAAUGUAGAAACAGGAUCAGUCUAUCUUUUAUUUCUGUUGAAAAAGGGAGAAGGAUAAUUAAAGCAGCUUUUGUGUGAGAUGCCCAUAGCAUCAGUGUGAAAUAAGUUUCCUAUCUCCAGGUAAUCUGUAGGCUGUAGUUCUGUUUGACCAACAGCUAAGAUAACACUUGAAAGGAUCCCAUUACUAUCAUAUGUCACAACUCUCAUUGACUUAGGAAGAUCCCACAUGUAAGAUGUUAUGCAAUGUAUGCGUAUCAUUUAUGUAACUUUCCUUGAUUAUUUUCUUCUUUUCAAAUUAGUUUUCUUAAUUUUCAAAAUUGGUCCACUAUGUUCUGAUCUGCAGAUUAAACCAAAAUUAUUUGAACUAUCAAGAAUGUUAAACCCUGUAUAUAAUGAAGCUUUGGGACACAUCAUACUUAUCAGGUAGUAAGAUGUUAAAUGGAUCAGCUACUUGCUACUUUAAGUCAGUGUCUGCAUUUUAAAUGUUUACAUAGUUCUGCUUUAAUGAAAUAUUCCAAUAAAGAGACA
Messenger RNA from Python bivittatus (Burmese python), 3038 nucleotides. It is a transcript of the gene RAD52, whose product is annotated as RAD52 DNA repair protein. The record is from RefSeq and is a predicted model, not a curated record. NCBI's taxonomy places the organism in Eukaryota, Metazoa, Chordata, Lepidosauria, Squamata, Pythonidae. Gene Ontology annotation, cellular component: nucleus. Gene Ontology annotation, biological process: double-strand break repair via homologous recombination; mitotic recombination; double-strand break repair via single-strand annealing.